AUGGCUUCCCGGGCGGCCAUGCUGCUGGACCCGAGGUCAUACAGAAAGCAAAUGGUUUCUAGUGGCCCCCAGCAGCACGAUAAAACAAAAGCAAGCGCUUCUGCCUCACCAGCGCAUAUAAAAGACCCAAGGGUGGGCAAUACUGUCUUGACUUCACGUUUACAAACUCCCUCUACGAACUCCAACUCCGACACCAUGUCUGCCCGUCUCCCGGACAUCAAACCGGAAGCGAAUUCAGCUCUGAACACCAACAACCAGAUGCAGUUCCAGUUCGUUGGUAGUGAGGAUAUAUCUAGUGAGGAUGAAGGGAGUAUCGACCGAAAGCGGAACCGGGAGAGCAAAGACUUGACCAACGAGCACAAGUCUUUGAUCGAGGACAUCUACAAUGUUGAGCGUCGCGAAGACCAACCCAAAAAGCGCAUCAAGACAUCUGAUGCCGAGGACACAGUGGCUAAGAGCAAGUCACAAUUCAGCAUGUCUGGUAACAGUGGUCUUGGUGAAUACAUGAAAGAAGGAAGACAACCAUCCAAAACCUCCGCUCCAGUUGUGGAUCUUACUAGCGAAGCACCGACUAAGACGACUUCAACCGAUGAUGAAAUCGAAGUUACCGGUUCCGUUGAUUUGAGCGAGCAGAUCGUGUGUUAUGGCAAGAUUCAAAACGCAUUUAUCCAAGCGCAUAAAGUGCCCAAACCGUCUGCAAACAAUUUCUUUGCUGAUUACUCCCGCGACUGGCCUUCGAUCAAAUUGACCACCAGCCAUACACCUGGCCGAUCCAACAGAAUCGAUGUCAGUGAUCCUUUCGGCCAUGUCUUUGGGGCGGUCGAUGCCAGAACAGCCGCCGCUAUUGUUCCUUUACUUGAUACUCCGACCAUGAGCAUUACCAUGACGGCUCGUCUCGAACUACGGAGGAGACAGCCAGACGAAGAGGUCUGGCAGCCCUGCUCCGCCCAGUAUCGCGCCGCCAUCAAUCUGAUCGGACCAAGAAAGUUCGCGGACAUGGUUGGAAAAACUCUUGGUCACGCAAAUGUCUGGUUGGACACCCCUUCCAUGGUGGACAGAGGUAUGCCCGUUUUCAACCCUCAUGCCAAGCUCAGACUUGCGCAGCAAAAUCAUGGACCUAUCGCCGGUUCACGCGUACGAGAUAUGGCAACUUACGAGGUUCGAACUGCGGAAGAGGUCAACGAUGCUGUGAUGAAGAUGUUCGAUCAGCUCAAAAGUGCUGAGAACAUUCCUGAGAUGGAACCAUCUCCUUUGAUUCUCACACCUCUUCUUCGUCACCAAAAGCAAGCUCUAUGGUUCAUGAUGGAAAAAGAGAAAGACCGCAAGUACGGAUCAAAGGAAGAAGACAAUAACUCCUUGUGGCGUGUGGUCUACGCAGCCAAUGGAACCAAACGGUAUCGCGAGAUCAUCAGUGGCGUUACUCUCAACGAAGAGCCUGCCCAGACAUACGGGGGCUUGUUGGCUGAUAUGAUGGGUCUCGGCAAAACUUUGAGUAUCCUGUCCCUUGUCGUUGCAACACUACCACAGUCACAAAUCUGGGAAAAGCAGCCACCGCACCAUUCUCUUGUCCGAGGUAUUCCAGGAAUUCGCAACACGAAGACGACACUGUUGGUGUCGCCACUCAGUGCAGUCCACAAUUGGGUCGCUCAGAUUAAGGAACAUCUACAGGAUGGAGCCAUCUCGUACUAUGUGUUUCACGGCCCUUCUCGCACAAAAGUAGUCGAAGAAUUGUCUCAGUAUGAUCUGAUCAUCACGACUUACAGCACCAUUUCGAGCGAACUACGUGGGCGUGGCACCAAGCCAGUGAAUAGCCCGUUGCUUAAGAUGAACAUGUUCCGAAUAGUCCUGGAUGAGGCUCACGUUAUCCGCGAGCAGUCUGCACAGCAGAGCCAGGCUAUUUUCCGCUUGAAUGGUCAACGUCGCUGGUCUGUGACUGGAACCCCCGUGCAGAAUCGUCUGGAAGACCUCGCAUCAGUAACAAAGUUUCUUCGGUUGUAUCCCUAUGAUGAGAAGGCUAAAUUCCAUGCACACAUCCUUAGUCGAUUCAAGAUAGGUGACUCUACCGUCUUUGCGAGCCUCCGUGUCCUCGUGGAUUCAUUCACUCUCCGCCGUGUGAAGGACAAAAUUGACCUGCCACCUCGGGAAGACAAGAUAAUCAUGUUGGACUUCUCUGAGAAAGAAGCAAAAUUACACGAAUUCUUCCGUCGAGAGUCCGACUUAAUGAUGAAGGUUAUUGCGAACGAGAGUAAGAGUACUAUGGGCGGUAGAAUGUAUCAUCAUGUACUCAAGGCUAUGAUGAUUCUUCGCCAAAUUAGCGCACACGGCAAGGAAUUACUCGACAAGGAGGAUCGUGAGAGAAUGAAGGGCUUGAGCGUUCAAGAUGCUAUCGAUCUUGAGGAAGGUGAAAAGGAAGAUCAAGCUUGGGCAAUUGACAAGAAGGCAUACGAGAUGUUUAUCCUGAUGGAAGAGUCUUCUGCCGCAGUGUGCGCCAUGUGCAACAAACCGUUGGUACCGUUGACUGAAAAAAACACGGAGUCCGGUACGCCAAACCCAAAACUUCCAAUGGCUGUGAUGCUUCCAUGCUUUGAUGUUCUUUGUCUUGAUUGUUUCAGUCCGAUGAAACAAGGGUUUGUAAUGCAGCCAGAGUCAGCUUCACAACAGACACGAUGCGUGAAAUGUGAAGGAUGGAUUGCUAUGACUUACUCUGCCAUUACACCAGCUGGGCUCGAACAGUACACAGAGAGUCAAGCUGAAGCUAAGACGAAUCGCAAGCGGGCAAAGCUUCUAGGAGAGUACGAGGGACCUCACACCAAGACUCUGGCUUUGUUAGAACAUCUGCAGCGCACGGCAGCGGAAAGUGCAACUAUCAAAGAGGGACCUCCUAUUAAGAGUGUCGUCUUUUCAGCAUGGACUUCUCAUCUCGAUCUUAUUGAAAUUGCUCUGAAAGACAACGGUUUGGAUGGGUUUACUCGUAUCGACGGGACAAUGACGCUUGCAGCCCGUAAAACCGCACUCAACAACUUUGCCGAAGACGACAGCAUCACUAUACUCCUUGCCACCAUUGGAGCUGGAGGUGUUGGACUCAAUCUGACAAGCGCAUCUCGCGUGUACAUCAUGGAACCUCAAUACAAUCCAGCUGCAGUAGCUCAGGCGGUGGACCGUGUCCACCGAUUGGGACAAACUCGUGAGGUGACUACUGUGCAGUUCAUCAUGAAAGCUAGUAUCGAGGAGAAGAUCUUCGAAAUGGCCAAAAAGAAGCAACAAUUGGCCGAAGACAGCAUGGCACGCGGGAAGCUUGACAAACGUGAAGUCCAAGAGGCGAGAAUGCAAGCGUACCGCAGCCUUUUCCGCUGA
Talaromyces marneffei is the source of this 3354-nucleotide messenger RNA. RefSeq lists its product as uncharacterized. The coding region runs from base 1 to 3354 and encodes 1117 amino acids. Gene Ontology annotation, molecular function: ATP binding; ATP-dependent chromatin remodeler activity. The record is from RefSeq and is a predicted model, not a curated record. Lineage: Eukaryota; Fungi; Ascomycota; Eurotiomycetes; Eurotiales; Trichocomaceae. The transcript is spliced from 3 exons.